ACCAAUAGAAUGCGGAUAGCUCUGUUGGAAUGGCUGUCAUAAUUUGGAGCAUUUUAUAUCCUUAACUUUUUAGUGUAAUUUAAGGUCAGUUUAAGUUGUCACCUUGUAAAGGAAGAAAUUCUUUAGAGCAAAUAACUUUAUUUAACAAAUAGCCACAAUGGAUAAGGUAAUUUGCUCUUUGUUAAUCAGAAGUAAUCGAAUGAAAUGGACCGAAAGUAUUGUUAAAAAUGGCUACAAAACUUGUGUCAAAAGAUUUCAUAUUUCAUCAAGACGUGAUACAGAACUUACGAGCGUGCGUUAUCCGAAAUUGAAAAGGGGCAAUUAUUCCAAGGUGACUGAUGCAGAUGUUGCAAUGUUUGAAAGGAUUUUACCAGGUGCUGAAAGAGUUAUAACUGAACCAUCAGAAUUAGAGGGUUACAACACAGAUUGGAUUAAGAACUGCAGAGGAGCUAGUCAACUUUUACUUAAACCAAAGACCACAGAUGACAUGUCAGCAAUAUUGAAAGUGUGUAAUGAAAGAAACUUGGCUGUAGUACCGCAGGGUGGAAAUACAGGUCUGGUUGGAGGUAGUGUUCCUGUGUUUGAUGAAGUUAUUAUAUCAACGCAACAAAUGAAUGAAAUAAUUAGUUUAGACACUCUCUCAGGUAUAUUAAUGUGUCAAGCUGGUUGUAUCCUUGGCAACUUAGACAACUAUGUCUCAGAACACAACCUAACUAUGCCAAUAGACUUGGGUGCCAAGGGCAGCUGCCAUAUUGGAGGUAACCUAGCAACCAAUGCCGGUGGUUUACGGUUGUUGAGAUACGGAUCUCUACAUGGAAGUGUCCUAGGUUUAGAGGCAGUAUUACCUGAUGGUGAAGUUUUGGACUGCAUGUCAUCAUUAAGGAAAGAUAACACAGGAUAUGAUGUCAAACAGCUAUUUAUAGGUUCAGAGGGAACACUGGGUAUUAUCACCAAGGCAGCCAUAUUGUGCCCACAAAAACCUCAGGCUGUCAAUGUAGCAUUUCUUGGUGUGGACAGUUUUUCCAGAGUACUUGAAGUUUUUAAAGAAACGAAGAAAAACUUAGCAGAGAUUUUGUCGGCAUUUGAAUUUCUGGAUGCAGAAUCUCUUCGAGUUGGUACAGACAAUCUAAAACUGACAAGUCCAAUCUCUGAUCAUCCUUUCUAUGUCCUUAUAGAAACAUCAGGUUCAAACAGUGCCCAUGACGAAGAGAAGCUGACCAAGUUUCUAGAAUCUAUGAUGGAAUCUGGUAAAGUUUUGGAUGGUACUGUAGCUGCUGAAAACUCAAAAAUACAGCAUAUAUGGAAUUUAAGGGAACGUGUUGCAGAAGGUUUGAUGCAUGAUGGAUACUGCUAUAAGUACGACGUGUCAUUGCCAUUGGAGAACUUUUAUGGUCUGGUCAGUGAUAUGAGGGACAGGUUAGGUGACAAGGUCACUCGAGUUGUCGGAUAUGGCCAUGUUGGUGAUGGCAAUUUGCAUCUGAAUGCGACAACACCAGAGUAUAAUACAGAAGUCAUGGAGUUAAUUGAACCAUUUAUUUAUGACUGGGUGGCAAAAUACAGGGGAAGUAUAAGUGCUGAACAUGGUUUAGGUUUCAAGAAAAGACAAUUUAUCUAUCACAGCAAGUCACGGUCAGCAGUCACGGUCAUGAAGAAUAUUAAAGGAAUAUUUGACCCUAAGGGAAUUAUGAAUCCCUAUAAGACUUUACCUGAUGAUUAGCAUAAACAGUCUCACCUAGAAGGGAUACAGCACAAAGUUUGAAAUCUGUUUUAUAAUUUUAAUAAUCAUUACCUUGACCUGGUUUUGGAAUAACUUAUGUACAGUCAAACAUGUGUUAAAGACCACCUGUGAACAGAGACCACCUGGCUCGAAAGACCAUGUGUUUUGUUUCCCAUUGAACAUUUACAGUGUAUUUUAACCUGUAAAUAAAGACCACCUCCCACUCUCCCUAUGGGUGGUCUUUAUAGACAGGUUUGACUGUAUUCACUAUCCUACCCUUGAAUGAUUGUAAGAAGCGACUUGGAGGGUCUGGACACUUCACUUUGCUGUAUCUUUGUGUUUCCAGCAGGAAUAAAAAAAAAAUUGAUUCCAUAUUUUUCGAUGUUAAGGAGAUAGAGACAUAAAUUUCUUGUCUGGUUUGGUGCCAUAUAUCAUUCACUGUGUUGGCGUGCCUUAAAACCCAAGUCAGUCGGUAUAUUUAUUCCAGAGUAUUCUAGUCAUAGUGACAGCUGUUGUUUAUAUAAUUGUUCAUGAUUUUACACCUAGCAGAUCUGUGAUAAUUGUAUGUAUUAAUCAAAUGAUGCAAAUUUAAGUGAUUGUAUAGGUAUGCGUAUUAAUUUGAAUAAAUAUAAAUGAAUCAUGAAUAAGUUUA
Mercenaria mercenaria is the source of this 2369-nucleotide messenger RNA. Its product is annotated as D-2-hydroxyglutarate dehydrogenase, mitochondrial-like. Bases 158 to 1717 code for a protein of 519 amino acids. NCBI's taxonomy places the organism in Eukaryota, Metazoa, Mollusca, Bivalvia, Venerida, Veneridae. Gene Ontology annotation, molecular function: FAD binding; catalytic activity. The transcript has 10 exons. The record is from RefSeq and is a predicted model, not a curated record. Gene Ontology annotation, cellular component: mitochondrion.